This is a messenger RNA of Lampris incognitus (smalleye Pacific opah), 3777 nucleotides long. RefSeq names its product zinc finger protein 770-like. The record is from RefSeq and is a predicted model, not a curated record. The coding region runs from base 191 to 3700 and encodes 1169 amino acids. Gene Ontology annotation, cellular component: nucleus. Gene Ontology annotation, molecular function: DNA-binding transcription factor activity, RNA polymerase II-specific; RNA polymerase II cis-regulatory region sequence-specific DNA binding. Gene Ontology annotation, biological process: regulation of transcription by RNA polymerase II. The transcript has 2 exons. NCBI's taxonomy places the organism in Eukaryota, Metazoa, Chordata, Actinopteri, Lampriformes, Lampridae.
UGACGGGCGAGUAAGUGACGCUAGCUUGAAGCCUAAUGCUUUCUGUGAUCAACAUGAUCCACACGGGAAACAUUUAGUCACCACUUCUUCAUUGGGAUACACCAGUUUAAAAGAGAUGCCGUUAAGCAUAUGUGGUCAAAUUCAUCAGAUUUUAUAGACGGAAAUCAGAAUCAAGAAACUGAAUAACAAAAUGCACCAGUGUUCUGUUUGUCCAAAAUACUUCCCAUCUGCAUCUAAACUUCAAAGACAUUAUCUGAUCCAUACUGGCCAGAAGCCCUUCUCCUGUGCAGUCUGUGGGAAAUCCUUCAAUCAAUCUGAGCAUUUAAAAACACACUCGCAGAAAGUUCAUAACCUGAGAUCUUCCACGGACAGUUUGAAGGAAAGCUUUUUUCCUAACGCCCAACAGUUUGUACGGUCAAAUCAUAAUGAACCAUUUCAGGAGAGUUACAGACACGAAAAUAGUGCUUGCAUUACAGCUACUUCUUUGUCCUCUCAGAUGGAGCAGAAAAGGGAUUUUUCACAGCUUGAAAUUUGUCCUCUUUCUUCAGAGAUUGAAGAUCAGCACAAAAAUAUCCUAUGUGUCAAUGAUGGCUCAACAGUUCAAAAAGGUGUCCCUACCAAUGGAUCCUUGUCUAUUGAUCUAAUAAAACAAGAUGAAGAUGGUUCUUCGGCUCUAGAUAAAUUAGUGUACUCUGCUCACAAUGGAUACAAACGCAAACUCUGCCUUAACUCAUUCAAUUCAGCUAUCCAGCGUCAGAGUCACUCACCAGUCCAUAACAAAAUGCAGCAGUUUAAGAGACUGAAAGAUGGAAAAACUUGUUCUAUAAGUGGCCAUUUGAGGAUGCACUCGCAGCCCCAUGAACCAAGCUCUUACAAAGGCAACCUUGCCAAUAACCACCAAUGUCCCACAUGUCUAAAAAUAUUCUCUUCACCUUCCAAACUGAAACGACAUUUUCUCAUUCACACAGGUCAGAAACCUUUCCCCUGUAUGGUUUGUGGGAAAGCAUUUAGGCAAGAAACGCACGUGAAUUCCCAUCUACGAGCAGCACACAAAAUGUCAUUAUCCAAAAUGGAUUUUGAGCCAAACAAAAUGCAUGGUAAAAGUGAGAGGCGAAAACAGUUGUUCCACUGUGGCAAUUUCUCUUCUGGUGGCAAGUCUCCGUUGUCAGUCCCACAACAGCCAUCCCACCAAGACUCUCCAGCGAACUCGUCAGUGGAACUGGAGCUAAAGUGUAAAAUAAGUGUAAGCGCUCCGCAAGACCUGUGCAAGCCUGAAAUCGAAUCAGAGUCAGCUGUUAAACCGGAGCAGUGUGUUCAUGACAGUAAUUUACAUCAAGGGAGUAGUUGCUUAGAAACAUUGAACAAUUCCGUUGAACAAGUGGUGCCACAUUGUGUCAACCAUAAAGACUUGAAACCCUUUCAUUGCACAAUAUGCAAACAGUCGUUUCACCUAGAAGUUAAUUUAAUACAUCAUCAGGACUACCACAAGAACCAAACAAGAUUGCAAAGUUGUAACCCUGUGGAUGACUCGAGAAAUACCAUGUCGCUGUCAGUGCAUAGGAAAUGUCACACAAAUUCUGAAGCAACAGUAAAUUCACCAGGACCCAAUCAGGCAGCUCUUCUUGACCUGAACAUGAUUAUUAAAUCGGAGACAGAGCGGGAUGGUCACAGUGAUGGCGAUGUUUCUCUCGGGCGAGUAACCCAGUUCACUUCAUCACAGGAGCAACAGACUGUAAGCUGUCAAGCCGAAAUUCAGCAUCAGAGAAUAAAGAAAGGAUUAUAUCAGUGCCCUGCAUGCUCUAAAGAUUUUCCAUCUAUGUCAAAACUUCAGAGGCAUGUGAUGAUUCACACUGGACAAAGGCCCUUCAGUUGCCAGACAUGUGGAAAGCGAUUCCGACAGAAAACACACUUGAGGGUUCAUUUUCGUACACACUUGUGGUCUAAAUAUCAAAGACAGCAAUUGUAUAUUGGCAGACCUCCAUCUCACUCACAUGGAUCUAACAGAAGACUUCUAGCUGAAGUCCCUGUUGAGGAGACAUUUAUACAAAGUGGCACCUUUGGGAAAGAUUCUGACCUUGAUUUACUCUCACACAAACAGCUUGGCCAGACCACUUCUCAGAUAAGUGUAUGCUAUAACAGCAAUAGAGAAGCACAAUCUGUGCCAUCUAUGAUAAAGCAAAUUGAGUCUAUGCCUUCUAGUACUAUUUCUAAAAUUACUGUGAAAGAGAUACAGAAUUUUAAAUCUGCACUAAAAAGAAGCAGUAUGCAACACAAGUGUUUGCAGUGCUCCAAAUGUUUUCCCUCCGCCUCCAAACUGCAAAGACAUGAGAUGGUACACACAGGGUUGAAACCAUUUCAAUGUUUUGUCUGCAAAAAGAAAUUCAAUCAAGCCCCUCAUCUAAAAGUCCACGAGAGAACCCACUUGAAGUGGAGACCCUCUGCACCCAUUCACCAACAAGAAAAGACUGGUAAAAUGAAAGUGAGGAGUCAUCAACGCUCUUACCCAAAGGUCAAUGUCCAUGUCCUGUCACUGAAAAAGUCUGUUACAUUGGAUACUGUACAUGCAAGACUUGCACAGUCUUCGAUGAAUCAUAAAAAAAGUGAGCAGCACCCUGCCAGGGUUGAAAUACCUAUUCCAAAAGUGAACAAUUGUGUCAAGGCUAUGACUGAAAACAAAGAAGCUUAUGGUAAACGAAAAGGUCAUAUGUGCCGGAUAUGCCUCAAAAACUUUCCUUCUCCAUCCAAGCUAUCCAGACACUUGCUUACUCACUCUGGAGUAAGGCCGUAUAAAUGCAGUUUGUGUAGUAAAACCUUUACUCAACUUAGUCACUUAAAAGUCCAUGAGCGCAGUCGUAGACACGGUGACAGAACAGUAGGACAUAUUGGAAAAGAAACAAUAAGGGCCAGUCAUUUCCAAAAUAAAUGUCUUAAUAUUAGUCCUGUAUCUGAAAAAUUUGCUUGUUUUAUUGAUUGUCAUGAGGAGGAAAUACAAGAACGGCCCCAGCCACAUGAUACCAGUUCUGGUCAUGAUUUGGUCACGGGUUGGGAGUUUGCCCUGUGUUCUGAGAAAAAGGAUUCUGAAUGGCCGAUAGUGCCAGAGACAGACUGCAUAUUUUCCCCUGUUAAUGCCAAGAGAAUGAAAGAUUGUAAUCAGGCUGCAGAGCUUGAUAGUCACUCAUCGUUCCCAUCUGAGCUCACCUCUGAGAUUGAAAAGCUUGUGCAAAAUCGAGAGGUGGUAGGUCCAUCAUUGCCACAGCAAGAAACAGAGGCCAACCUACCUAGAAGCAUUGAAGUGGCAUUUCAACCCAGUGAAUGUAUUUCCUACUCAGAUAGUUCUAGCGUGCUCGGUGAUAGAUCUGUGAGCUCUUCAGUUGAGCAGCUACUCCAGGCAGAUUUGCCAGAUUAUUAUUGGUUUGAACCACCAAGUAUCAAUGAAUGUGACAAAAGCAAAAGGGGUUUUGAGAAAGACCAAGAUCUUAAAUUUCAUAAAUGUAACACUAAAUAUCAAUGUGAAAUGGCUGGGUCAGCCAAGUAUCAAUGUGAUUUUUGCUUCAAGAAGUUUGUAUCACCCUCUAAACUUGUAAGGCAUCUUGUUAUCCACACAGGCCAGAGGCCAUUCAGGUGUAACAGCUGUGGCAAAAGUUUCACACAAUCAGCACACCUAAAAUCACACCAGCGGACCCAUAGUCAGGGGAAAUGAUAGGGUAGAACUUUGGUUCAGGGAAUUAAAUCAACUGUCAAUGACAAUGAUACAAGGAAAAUCACGAAUGUCAUGAU